UUUGUUGAGCUAUUUAUUGUGUUACAUAACAUUCUAUAUAUCUAUAUCUUGGUACUACAUCUGAAUUUCAGAGGAGUUCUAAAGGACUCAUGCCUAUAAUCACCUCUGCGACAUUUUAUUGAGCUUGAGCCGAGGCAGAAAAAAUGAAGCUGCAUUCCGUUGAGGUUCAGUCUUUGCUGUUUUUCGUUCUGCUGAUCUUGCCACUAAUCACUGCUGAUUUGAACUCGGACAAAAUUGCCCUUCUGAAUUUUGCUGCUUCUGUUCCUCAAGGUCGGAAACUCAACUGGAAAAAUAAAACCUCAGUUUGUACAUCAUGGUCCGGUGUCAGUUGCAAUGGCAGACGUGUAACUACUCUUCGGUUGCCUGGUAUUGGACUCUACGGUCCUAUUCCACCCAACACAUUAGGAAACCUUGAUGCACUUACUAUCCUUAGUCUGCACUCUAAUUUUCUUAAUGGAAGUCUUCCAUCUGAUAUUCUUUCCUUACCUUCUCUUAGCGAUAUAUACCUUAACAAAAACUCGUUUUCUGGUGAAAUACCUUCUGAUCUCUCUUCACAACUAGUAACACUCGAUCUUUCCUCCAACUCUUUCACUGGAAACAUUCCUGACUCGAUACAGAAUUUGACAAAUCUCAAUACAUUAAACCUUCAGAGAAACUUGCUCACUGGAUCCGUUCCUGAUCUCCAAAGUUCAAAUCUUAAAAACUUGAAUGUUAGCAAUAACCAACUUAAUGGAUCGAUUCCAACAUCGUUAAAAAAGUUCCCUGCAUCAGCCUUUGGUGGGAAUUCCGGGCUUUGUGGGUCACCCCUUACCCAGUGUGUAUCACCAUCACCCGCACCCUCACCAUCACCCACACCAUCACCAUCACCAUCACCAUCACCCACACCUAGAGCAUCACCAUCAUCAUCACCACCAUUACCAUCACCCUCAACUAAUGUAAAUAUACCUCCUCCACGAAUGCGUGUUCCUCCUGCCCAAAGAUUACCUUCUCAACAAAAGGACAACAAGAAACUAAGCAAAGGCGCUGUAAUUGCCAUUUCCGUGGUUUCUUCUUCUGUGCUAUUGCUUCUUCUUUUAACACUACUACUAUUCUGUGCAAAAAAGAAAGAAGGUGUAGCAAGUGGGAGUAAAAGUAAAGCUUUAGGCAUAGGGAGAAUCGAAACGCCUAAAGAAGACUUUAGUAGUGGGGUGCAAGAACCAGCUGGGAGGAACAAGUUAGUUUUCUUUGACAGAACAUCUUAUAAGUUUGAUCUUGAAGACUUACUUAGAGCGUCUGCUGAAGUUCUUGGAAAAGGAGGUUAUGGCACCACUUAUAAAGCGAUUUUAGGAGAAGGGACAAUGGUGGUUGUAAAAAGACUAAAAGAAGUUGUCGUUGGAAAAAGAGGAUUUGAACAACAAAUGGAGAUUAUUGGGAAUGUUGCAAAACAUCCAAAUGUAGUUCCUCUUCUUGCUUAUUACUAUUCAAAAGAUGAAAAGCUACUUAUUUAUGAUUGUGCAACAUCGGGUAGCUUGUCAUCGCUAUUACAUGGUAACAGGGGUUCAGGAAGAACGCUCGACUGGGAAACUAGACUAAAAGUUGCUCUAGGAACAGCAAAAGGAAUAGCACACAUUCAUUUGGCAAAUGGAGGAAAACUAUGUCAUGGAAACAUCAAAUCUGCCAAUGUACUUCUCGAUCAAGACAACCAAGGACAUGUAACAGAUUUCGGGCUAACUCCUCUUAUGGGCAUUCCUACUCUGCCUCCUAGAACAUCAGGCUACCAUGCACCUGAAGUAAUAGAUUCCAAAAAAGCCACUCAAAAGUCCGAUAUCUACAGCUUUGGAGUUCUAUUACUUGAAAUGCUGACUGGGAAAGCACCAGUCCAGUCAUCAUCUGCCGCGGGUCAAGAUGAAGUAGUGGACCUCCCAAGAUGGGUUCAGUCCGUUGUCAGAGAAGAAUGGACUGCUGAGGUAUUUGAUGUGGACCUUAUUAAGUAUCAAAAUGUAGAAGAAGAAAUGGUUCAGAUGCUUCAAAUAGCCAUGACUUGUGUGUCUAAAACACCUGAAACGCGACCAAAAAUGGAUCAAGUGGUUAGAAUGAUAGCCGAAAUCAGGUUGUUGGAUCAUGAGUAUCCUCAAUCUUCAAGCCAAACGCCAUGAUUAAGAAUUGUGUAAUGUAACAGCAUCUGCAGUUAAAAUAGAAUUCUCUUUAUUUAUCACUUGUUUGUUUGAUUUUUAGAACAUGUAUGAAGGAAAUGUAUAAUGUUGUUAUAGAAAUCAUUAUUCAUCA
Messenger RNA from Erigeron canadensis, 2265 nucleotides. RefSeq names its product probable inactive receptor kinase At5g58300. The record is from RefSeq and is a predicted model, not a curated record. Lineage: Eukaryota; Viridiplantae; Streptophyta; Magnoliopsida; Asterales; Asteraceae. Bases 144 to 2135 code for a protein of 663 amino acids. Gene Ontology annotation, molecular function: protein binding; protein kinase activity; ATP binding. Gene Ontology annotation, biological process: protein phosphorylation. The transcript has 3 exons.